UGCUCUCCAUUAUUUAUUAAUGGCUUCUUCAGCUGAGAAGCGACAGCAGCAUCUGCCAAACAUGUACAGCGCCACCUCAGCUCCACCACCAACGCCGUCAUCGCAACCAAACGGCAACCAACUAUCCUCCUCCGCCGCCGCAGACGCCCUCUCCCGUCUCCUCCACCGCCUCCCUCCUAAGCUUUCCCUUCCUACUCGCCGCUCCGCUCCUCCUACUUCUCCUUCUCUUAUCUCCCUCUCCGACCCAAACUCUAUUGACCUUCUUCUCUCUGCCUCUUCUCAAGAUGGUUUCUUUCAACUGACUGAUCACAAUAUUACUUCUCAACUCGUUAACUCAUCCGAAUCAGAAUCGCUCUCUCUUUUCAAGCUUACGAGAGAUCAAAAGGGAUCGUAUUUCCCUAAAAACUGGCCUCUAGGUUUUGAAGACGAUGAAGAUGGAAACGGCGAGUCGUUUUGGCUGGACGCAGAGUUUUCAACCGAGUCAGCGGAGUUGAGUUUAUCUUCUUUGCGUGAGUUAACUCGGUCUCUAGAGAAAGUUGGGUUGGAAAUAAUUGAAAUGCUUUCUCGUGCGGCAGGGUUUGAGAACCCGUUAAAGGAAGAUCCGACCCAGAUUUGUUCUUUGAUGGUGGUGCACGAGGGCUCAUAUGCUGAGGAUAAACCUGCAAUAUCGGGUGGUUUUUAUCCAUAUAUAGUCGGGUUACAAUAUCAAAUCCGGAUCCAGAAAUUUUCAUUGCUUGCGGAUUCGGGUUGGGUUGCUGUUUUACCUCAAGUGGACUCGGUUAUGGUUACUGUAGGCGAUAUUGCUCAGGUGUGGAGCAAUGGAAAUUUGAAGAAAGUAAGAGGAAGACCACUGGCAUGUAUGGGAGAUGGCAACAGUUCAAGAUGCAUAUCAAUGACAUUACUUUUGACUCUUCCUACAGAAAGCACUGUCUCUCCUCUUCUUCCUGAUGAGACAGUUAAUGGCUACCAUGACGAUAAUGGAAAUGAAAUUAGGGAAGAAGAAGAUGAAGAACAUGGCAAGAAAGAAGAGAGAUUGUUUAGCUCAUUUUCUUUUGAGGAUUAUGCAUGGAAAGUUUAUCAUGAGCCUCUCCUCUUCAAAGACCCACUUGAUAAGUACCGCAUUUCUAGCUAGUUUAUCUUUAUGUCCCAUAUUCUUUUUCUUAGUUAAUCUUUUGUUCUUUAAUUUAUGACUUCUAUAUUAAUGUUUGUAUUCCUUUUUAGUUGUUUUGCCUUUUCUUUUUCUUUUGGUAUUUUUUCUUUUUUCCCUCAUAAUAUAUAUAUAUAUUUUUUUUUAUUUCGGGAUGAUGUCCAGCUUUUAGGAUUGACUAGUGAACAGACGGAAGAUAUUAAUUUUA
Messenger RNA from Jatropha curcas, 1355 nucleotides. Its product is annotated as 2-oxoglutarate (2OG) and Fe(II)-dependent oxygenase superfamily protein. NCBI's taxonomy places the organism in Eukaryota, Viridiplantae, Streptophyta, Magnoliopsida, Malpighiales, Euphorbiaceae. The record is from RefSeq and is a predicted model, not a curated record.